Perognathus longimembris pacificus (Pacific pocket mouse) is the source of this 4111-nucleotide messenger RNA. RefSeq names its product integrin subunit alpha 6 (gene Itga6). NCBI's taxonomy places the organism in Eukaryota, Metazoa, Chordata, Mammalia, Rodentia, Heteromyidae. The transcript is spliced from 26 exons. The record is from RefSeq and is a predicted model, not a curated record. Bases 213 to 3605 code for a protein of 1130 amino acids. Gene Ontology annotation, molecular function: integrin binding. Gene Ontology annotation, biological process: cell adhesion mediated by integrin; leukocyte migration; cell-cell adhesion. Gene Ontology annotation, cellular component: external side of plasma membrane; integrin complex.
CAUUCAGCUAUCGGGAGCCGCGGGCGAGGCGGAGCGGCUGGGCUGUGAGCGGGACCCGUCCGGGGGGUGGGGCCGGGCGCUGUGGCGAGAAGGGGCGAAGGUGGCCCCGGCCGUACGAGGCGCGCCCUGCAGCCUCGGACCCGGAGGCGUACGCAGCCCGGAGCGCAGCGCGGGCGCGGCAGGUCCCGGCUCCUCUCCCUGAGCUCCCGCUCAUGGCGGCCGCGGGGCAGCUGUGCUUGCUCUACCUGUCGGCGGGGCUCUUGCCCCGGCUCGGCUCAGCCUUCAACUUGGACACCCGCGAGGACAAUGUGAUCCGGAAAUCUGGGGAGCCCGGCAGCCUCUUCGGCUUCUCGCUGGCCAUGCACUGGCAAUUGCAGCCCGAGGACAAGCGGCUCUUGCUCGUGGGAGCACCUCGCGCGGAAGCCCUACCAUUGCAGAGAGCUAACAGGACAGGAGGCCUCUACAGCUGUGAUAUCACCUCUCGAGGACCGUGCACACGGAUUGAAUUUGAUAAUGAUGCUGACCCAAUGUCAGAAAGCAAGGAAGAUCAGUGGAUGGGGGUCACUGUCCAGAGCCAAGGGCCAGGGGGCAAAGUGGUGACAUGCGCACACCGAUAUGAAAAAAGGCAACAUGUUAACACGAAGCAGGAAUCGCGAGACAUCUUCGGCAGAUGUUAUGUCCUGAGUCAGAAUCUCAAGAUUGAAGAUGAUAUGGAUGGCGGGGACUGGAGUUUUUGUGAUGGCCGAUUGAGAGGCCAUGAGAAAUUUGGCUCUUGUCAGCAAGGUGUAGCAGCUACUUUUACUAAAGACUUUCAUUACAUUGUGUUUGGAGCCCCUGGUACUUACAACUGGAAAGGGAUUGUUCGUGUAGAGCAAAAGAAUAACACUUUUUUUGACAUGAACAUCUUUGAAGAUGGGCCUUACGAAGUUGGUGGAGAGACUGACCAUGACGAAAGUCUUGUUCCAGUUCCUGCUAAUAGUUACUUAGGCCUGCUGUUUCUGACCAGCAUUUCCUAUACAGAUCCAGAUCAGUUUGUUUAUAAAACACGGCCUCCCAGGGAGCAGCCUGACACAUCCCCUGAUGUGAUGAUGAAUAGCUACCUAGGCUUUUCCCUGGACUCAGGGAAAGGUAUUGUUUCCAAAGAUGAGAUCACUUUUGUAUCUGGUGCUCCAAGAGCCAAUCACAGUGGAGCUGUGGUGUUGCUAAAACGAGACAUGAAGUCCGCACAUCUUCUCCCUGAGCACAUAUUUGAUGGGGAAGGUCUGGCUUCUUCAUUUGGCUAUGACGUGGCCGUGGUGGACCUCAACAAAGAUGGAUGGCAAGAUAUAGUUAUUGGAGCUCCACAGUACUUUGAUAGAGAUGGGGAAGUUGGAGGUGCAGCAUAUGUCUAUAUUAACCAGCAAGGCAGAUGGAAUAAUGUCAAGCCCAUUCGUCUUAAUGGAACCAAAGACUCUAUGUUUGGAAUUGCAGUCAAAAAUAUUGGAGAUAUUAAUCAAGAUGGCUAUCCAGAUAUUGCUGUUGGAGCUCCCUAUGAUGAUCUUGGGAAGGUUUUUAUCUAUCAUGGAUCUGCAAAUGGAAUAAAUACUAAACCCACGCAGGUUCUUGAGGGUACCACACCUUACUUUGGAUACUCAAUUGCUGGGAACAUGGACCUCGAUAGGAACUCCUACCCAGACAUUGCUGUUGGCUCCCUUUCAGACUCAGUUGCUAUUUUCAGAUCCCGGCCUGUGAUCAGCAUUCAGAAAACGAUUACAGUAACUCCUAGCAAAAUUGAUCUCCGCCAGAAAUCUGUGUGCGGGGCCCCCAGCGGGAUCUGCCUCAAGGUGAAAGCCUGUUUCGAAUAUACUGCCAAACCCACUGGUUAUAAUCCUUCAAUCUCAAUCUUGGGCACAUUGGAAGCUGAAAAAGAAAGAAGAAAAUCAGGGCUGUCAUCACGAGUUCAGUUUCGACGCCAAGCCUCAGAGCCCAGGUACACACAGGAGCUCACUCUGAGCAGGCAGAAGCAGCGCGCCUGCAUGGAGGAAACCCUCUGGCUGCAGGAAAACAUCAGAGACAAAUUACGGCCCAUCCCCAUAACUGCUUCUGUGGAGAUCCAGGAGCCCAGCACUCGCCGGCGUGUGAAUUCCCUCCCAGAGGUUCUUCCCAUCCUGAACUCCAACGAGCCCAAGAUGGUCCAUACAGACGUACACUUCUUAAAAGAGGGAUGUGGAGAUGACAAUAUUUGUAACAGCAACCUUAAACUAGAAUAUAAAUUUUGUACCCGAGAAGGAAAUCAGGACAAAUUUUCUUACCUUCCAAUUCAAAAAGGCAUACCAGAACUAGUUCUAAAAGAUCAGAAGGAUAUUGCUUUGGAAAUAACAGUGACAAACAGCCCUUCCAAUCCAAGAGCUCCCAAAAAAGAUGGAGAUGACGCCCAUGAAGCUAAACUGGUUGCGACAUUUCCGGACACAUUGACUUACUCUGCCUACCGAGAACUGAGGGCUUUCCCUGAGAAACAGCUGAGUUGUGUUGCCAACCAGAAUGGUUCCCAAGCUGACUGUGAACUCGGAAACCCUUUUAAAAGGAAUUCCAGUGUUACCUUUUAUUUGAUUUUAAGUACAACUGAGGUCACCUUUGACACCACAGACCUGGACAUUAACCUGAAGUUGGAAACAACAAGCAAUCAAGAUAAUUUGGCUCCAAUUACAGCGAAAGCAAAAGUGGUUAUUGAACUGCUUUUAUCGGUCUCUGGAGUUGCUAAACCUUCCCAGGUGUAUUUUGGAGGUUCAGUCCUGGGUGAGCAAGCUAUGAAAUCUGAAGAUGAAGUGGGGAGCUUAAUUGAAUAUGAAUUCAGGGUGAUUAAUUUAGGUAAACCUCUUAAAAACCUUGGCAUGGCAACCUUGAAUAUUCAGUGGCCCAAAGAAAUUAGCAAUGGCAAAUGGUUGCUUUAUUUGGUGAAAGUAGAAUCCAAAGGAUUGGAAAAUGUAGUUUGCGAGCCACAAAAGGAAAUAAACCUCCUGAAUCUAAAGGAAUCUCACAACUCAAGAACGAAACGGGCGAUUGCUGAAAAACAGAUAGAUGAGAGCAGAAAAUUUUCUUUAUUUGCUGAAAGAAAAUAUCAGACCCUGAACUGCAGCGUGAAUGCAAGAUGCGUGAAUAUCAGGUGCCCACUGCGUGGGCUGGACAGCAAGGCCUCUCUUGUUCUGCGAUCGAGGUUAUGGAAUAGCACAUUUUUAGAGGAAUAUUCUAAACUCAACUACUUGGACAUUCUUGUGCGAGCUUCCAUCGAUGUGACCAAUGCUGCGGAGAAUAUCAAGUUGCCCCAUGCAGGCACUCAGGUUCGUGUGACUGUGUUUCCCUCAAAGACUGUAGCUCAGUAUUCAGGAAUAGCUUGGUGGAUCAUCCUGCUGUCUAUUCUUGCUGGGAUUUUGAUGCUUGCUUUGUUAGUAUUUUUAUUAUGGAAGUGUGGAUUCUUUAAACGCUCUAGGUACGAUGAUAGCGUCCCCCGAUACCAUGCCGUAAGGAUCCGGAAAGAAGAACGAGAGAUCAAAGAUGAGAAACACAAUGAUAACCUUGAAAAGAAACAGUGGAUUACAAAGUGGAAUGAAAAUGAAAGUUACUCCUAGGGGGGGAAGGGGUGUUCAGAAACAAAACAUCACCAUGCCCAAAUGCCUUUUUCUUUCCAACUCAGCAAUUCAAAUGGAUUUGAAGGCCUGUUCAAUACCUGGAAGUUUGAUUUCAGACUGACUACACAGUACAAACGAACCUACUGUGGAUAUUGUUACACAGCCUAAGGCUUCCUGUUUUGCACAGCCAAAUUAAGACCAUUGGAAUGGACUUUUUUUUUUAACUGCCUUAAUUGAACUUUCCAGGUUGCCUUUGUUUUUGGUGUGGCUGACUUACAUGUGCUGGGGAAGGGCCUGCCUACUUACACUCCCAGGGCUUCCGAUUGGGAUCUGGAGGAGGGCAUCUAGGAUCACCCACACCACCAGAGUGACUGUCCUAGCCUACACAGCCACCCUAGAGUUCACUGUCCCCGGGGGUCCAAGGCUUUGCCCUCUGGGUAGCCAUGUCUCAGUUGAAAGUGCUGUCUUGUGUUAAAUGUGCAAUAGAAGGUGAUGAUGCCAUCCUG